AUGUCGAGUGUUGACACCUUGUAUGCACGUAAUAUUGAGUGUGCCGGUCGUUUGUCAUAUGAUUUGGAAAGGGUUCAUGGUGUAUCAGUUGCCAAUACAUCAGAACUGAUAGCUGACAAUCUUAUGAUUGAUGCUCAAGCGUUAUCAGUUUGUCUUCGAGUGUGUGCUGCAUUUCAUGAAGACGAAGGGAAAGUGUUAGUGGCCAACGUUCCUCAACGAGCUAAAUCAAUUGGUGAUUUUACCUUAUUGAUUACGAACAUGGUACAACAGUUAAAAAAAGAAUAUGAUUUGAAAAUUGAACAAAGUCGUGAAAAUGUAUUUGGAACAAACUUUAAAAACAGAAUGAAUUAUCGACAUGCAAUUUUAAAUGAAAUAACCGGUCCCGGAUUGACUAAAUAUCUGGACACAGCUGGAAAUAUUCUUGUUCUUAUUGAUGAGUUCGAUGGGGAUCAUCAAAAGCUUGGGAUGUUUGGCAUAGAAAACAAACCGAACAAUGGAAAUUCAAGUGCAGCUAGCGUUCUCAAAUCGUUUCACACUGGUAUGCCUUAUUAUCAAAAAGGAAAAGUGAGUGAUAGUGGUCAUCUUCAAAAUCCACAAGUAUCAUUUUUAGGUGCUAGUAAUGGAGCACCUGUAUUGGAUAUUUUACGAGCAAAAAUCAAAUCUUCUGUCAUGCCGGACGCCAUGGUAAUGCGUACUACUUUUGAGGUGUUUGAUUCACCACCAAAGUUUACUUCUAAUUAUAAAAGCAAGUUAUCACUAAGAGAUGCAAUCGGUUUAGAACUUCUGUUAUUAGCUUCUUCACUUGUAUGCAAUCAAACUUACGUAUUUGAUACCGAAGGUAGCCAAUCUGCUGAUGAUCUUCUUCAGGCUUGGCAAGAUAAUUGUGUGGCUGCUGGUGCACGUUGGAAAAACAUCGAUAAAUGGAUAUCUGCUCGAUUUUCGAAAACAAGUGAAUUAACAUCACGUCUUGCAGCACAAAUAGCACAUAUUAAUUUGACAUAUGAUCUUUUACAAGAAUUUAUUGUUGAAAAUAAUUUACAAGAUCCUAAUGGAACUAUUUCAUUUAAUACUUACUGCAAAAUGGUCGAUUUCUUUUAUGCAAAAUAUCCACCUCAUUCAAACAAUGCAAUUACUACUUCAAGUAGUCAAGUAGAAGCUGCUAUGUAUUCAACUCAAAUUAUUUUAUUGAAAUUCUUCAAUUUAUUUGAUCUUUCCAUAAAUCGAUCAAUCCCGAUAAAAGAAAUUCCAUGGAUCCCAUCAUCUUCAAAUUCGUAUUCAAAUCCUGCUGUUGUUGAACUUCCAGCAACUCAAACAAGUACUUUAAGUGAAACACAAAUUGAUGUAUCUGCUCUUGAUAAAUGUCAAAUGGUUUUGUUAUACCCAAGUAUUUGUUUUACAUUUUCACAGAUUAUCAAAGCGUAUCCAAAAUUAAAACAUCAAUACACUACAGUUGAACCACUCAUUUUAAAAUUAAUAAAUAUGCAGUUAUUAAUGAAAAUCGAAAAUGGUCUUCGUUCUGGACGCAAUUCAUGCAAUUUAUACAUUAAAACGUUACCUGAGUCAAUAACAUUGAAUACAGUCAACUCUUUUGUUAAGAAUAACCUGGAUCAAAUUAAAAUGCCAUGGGCUUUAUAUAAAGCAAAUUGUGAAAAAGUUGUAUUGCCAUCUGCAACAGCUACUUUAUCUGAAGAAGUUCGGCAAAUCUUGAAUCAAGAUAAUUAUCGAAAGUAG
Rotaria socialis is the source of this 1731-nucleotide messenger RNA. The record is from the annotation of a GenBank genome assembly. NCBI's taxonomy places the organism in Eukaryota, Metazoa, Rotifera, Eurotatoria, Philodinida, Philodinidae.